Molecule: messenger RNA, 1401 nt
Organism: Oikopleura dioica
Lineage: Eukaryota; Metazoa; Chordata; Appendicularia; Copelata; Oikopleuridae
Source: the annotation of a GenBank genome assembly
AUGGUCGAGGACGGAACAAACCAGACCUUUCUAGAGCUGAACGAAAAGUCUGGCUCGAUUCUUCAGAAGCAUCUUGACGCACUCGGCGGUCCACCAAAAGCCGGGCAGGUUAGGCAACUGCCCUCCUCUGAUGACGAGUUCGACAUCAUCGCCAUUGUUGGACAGAGCAACAAAGCUGACCCAAGCGAAAAUCGGGAUGUUAAUUUGGAAAACGUACGAGCUGCUGUCGCGAAUGGCGUCAAAGCGCUGAACGGACUCCAAAUUGAAAAAGUUCAAAUCGCGGUUGAUUCUGAAGCAGCGCAGGCCGCAGGAGAGAGUGCUAAAAUGACGGCGUGGACUUAUAAAGCGGAUAAACGCGAGAAAAUCCCACAGAAAUUUUCUGUUUUUAAAAAAGAUAGUUUGGAGUUUGAUCAAGGUUUAAUUCUUGGUGAGGCUCAAAAUAUCGCUCGUGAAUUAAUGGAACUCCCUGGAAACUUAUUAACGCCAUCAAUUUUCGCGGAUAAAUGUGUGGCUCUUUUGGAACCACUCGGAGUAAAAGUAAAUGUCUACGGAGCUGAUUGGAUUAAAGAACAAAACAUGAAUGCGUUUUGGUCCGUCGCAAAAGGCAGUAGUGAGGAGCCUAAAUUUGUCGAAAUGAUCUGGGAACCAGAAGUUAAAAACCGAGAGGAAACCUUUGCUCUUGUCGGAAAAGGUGUGACCUUCGACAGUGGUGGAAUCUCUAUCAAGCCAUCGGCAAACAUGGGCGACAUGCGAGGCGAUAUGGGCGGAGCUGCCGUCACUGUUGCAACGAUGUACGCCGCUGCCAAGCUUAAAAUCCCCGGAAAAGUCCUCGCGACAACCCCUUUGGCCGAAAAUAUGCCCUCAUCGAACGCUUCAAAACCGGGAGAUGUAGUCAUCGCGCGUAAUGGAAAAUCCAUUCAAAUUGACAACACAGAUGCGGAGGGUCGUCUUUUGCUCUGUGACGCGCUAGAUUACACAGCCGAGGUUCAUAAGCCAGCUGCGAUGAUUGAUUCAGCAACAUUAACAGGGGCUAUGGUAAUCGCUCUUGGUGACGGAGCCACUGGCGUUUUCUGCAAAGACAACGACUUGUGGAAUUUAAUCGAGAAGAGUGGCCACGAAACAGGCGAUCGAGCUUGGCGAAUGCCCCAUUAUCAGCACUACUUUGAUGCGAUAUCUCCCACGCACAAUGCUGAUUUGAAUAACACCGGUGGUCGAGCGGCAGGCUCCGCUACGGCCGCCGGAUUCUUGUCGGCAUUUGUACCAAAGGAUAUUCCAUGGGCUCAUUUCGACAUUGCUGGAGUCAUGGACACGACUGGAUCAACCAACCCUUACAUUUGCAAGGGGAUGACAGGAAGACCUACUCGAACUCUUUAUCAAACCCUGAAGAACUAUUUCAACUAG